GCAGCUUCAUAAUUAAAAAUUUUAUGAAGGUAGUAAUUUGCAAUUGCUCAAGUUUUUAAAAAUAUUUGUCAAAAGUAGUUACAUUUUCAAAUUAGUUGGUCGGUCAAACAACGUUACCUUUUGAUCAUAAACCGAGUUGAAUGAAAUAAUUGAAGAUUGAAGAAAGGAACCGAUAGAAGAAAUAUUUCAAUUUGUCUUCCCAAAUAAUGACCCCACUGCGUUCUAGCCUUGCAAACGAUCCAGAAGACGAGAAUAUGGAGAUUGACUCAGUUCAUGUCCCCAAUGAGGGUGGAAUUACGUCAGCAAAGUCUAAACUUACCUCCAAGGAUCGUAAUGAAACUCCUGAAGAGAAAAAAGCCCGUCGCAAAAUGGAGAGGAGGAGGCGAACAAGUUUUAAAUCUGGCCCUGACCACAGUACGCCACGCUUGAGGGGUGCAUUGUUGAAGCAAUUUAGCAAAAUAUUCGAUACAGAGUCCGCCUUUGUGCUGGGAGUGCAGCAGGCUCUCCCAGAAGUACGAAAUCCCCACCUCCACCCAGACGAAGACGAAAACAUGGAUAAUUUCCUUCUUGAAGAUGAAUCCGAUAAAAAGACUGCGGCUAAACGUAAAAAGUUUUUAGCGAAGAUGGAAUCCAAUAUGAGAAAAGAUGCCAAAACCCCAGCGGAUGAACAAUCACAACCACCACAGAGUUAUGAACAUCUAAAGGAACGUCUUCACGCUAAAAUAGCUGCGUUGAGCCAGAAGAAGAAUGAAAAGAAACGAUUGCGCAAACUUAAAAAGGCAGAAUUUAAAAAGCAAGAGGAAUCAUCCGACAAGAAGAAAAAGUUCAUUUCAAAAGCAAAUCCAAACUUGAAGAAUCAACAGAGAGGUGAAUCUUCUGCUGUGAUAAAAGAUGAGAAAACGGUUCCUCCUCCAAAGACACCAUUACGAAAGAAACCUGUAGUGAAAUCCAAUGGAGAAAUUGUCUAUUCAAAAUUCGACUUUAUUUCACAAGAUGAUCCUGCUGCCAAGAAGAUCAGACCAAAAGCGGAGGAUUUAUUGAAGAAAGUCCAAAAAAGUGCGAGCACAGUAAGCCAUUUGGAAUCAAAGGGGAAAAUUAAGGAGGCUGUGAGCAUAGUAGAAGUGCAGAAAUGGGACAGUGCUUUAAAACGAGCUCAAGGCGAAAAGAUUCGAGAUGAUGCCACUCUUUUAAAGAAAACUAUUAAAACCCAAGAAAAAAGGAAAAAGGUGAGCAAAAAGAAGUGGCAGGAACGCACUGAGCGGGUAGACAAAGAGAAAGAAGCAAAACAAGACAAGAGAAAGGCCAACAUUCAAGCCAGAAAAGAUGAGAAGGUAAAGAAAACUAAGAAACAACUAAGGAAAAAGGGGAGAAUUGCGUAAUGUGCAAAUUUCUAGGAAAAUGUUAGCUCAUAUCUUUACAUACAUUUAUUAUUAGACCGAUUUCGUGCUCUGUACUCUUUAGUGCUCUUUCGUAAUUAUUUCUGACUACAUAAAUUUUGUAAUCAUGCAUAUUUAAAACCGAAUCUUAAUUAGGAUUAAUUAACUACAAGCAAGAUUAUCUGCCUUAUUCGACCUUAUCAUGUUACGUAUGCUAUUUUUGCAUUAUAAAAUUGUUACGUAAAAACCCUUGCCUUGUUAUUCUAGAAUUAUUUUUUGCUUAAUUAACUACACGAUUGGUUUCCACAUUUCUCCAUUCCGACGCAGUACCCCUCAUACCUACUGGAAUCACCCAGUAGUAAGUAUUCAUCGUGCCUUUUCGCGUUAAUUCAUCGUGUUGCCUUUCCACCAUAGUAAAUGAGUCGGGAAGAUGAAUUAAAAGCUAAAAAUAAAGAGAUUCCUUUAUGAAA
Molecule: messenger RNA, 1846 nt
Organism: Folsomia candida
Lineage: Eukaryota; Metazoa; Arthropoda; Collembola; Entomobryomorpha; Isotomidae
Gene: Surf6
Product: surfeit locus protein 6 homolog
Exons: 6
Coding region: 207-1379 (390 amino acids)
Biological process (GO): ribosomal large subunit biogenesis; ribosomal small subunit biogenesis
Cellular component (GO): nucleolus
Molecular function (GO): RNA binding; DNA binding
Source: RefSeq, a predicted model, not a curated record